GUUUCUACAGGAUGGAAGGACACUCGCGCAGCUAGCAACCGUGACUCCUGGAUUCGGGAGCGCGCAUUGGCCGGCGAGGAUCCCUCUGGUCCAGGCCAACCUCCACCACGCCGCGCGGAAUAGUCCCGAGGCAACUGCGAACUCACCCUGCACGUGGCGGGGGUCUGGCCAGCGCAAGUGCCAAUCCGCAAGCAGCCCCUCGCUGCUCUCCUCCCGCCCCGCCUCCUUGCCCCCCUCUCCAGCUUCACUUGGCGGGGAAAAUUCAGUUCGAGACUGGAGCGCUGUGACCGAACCACAGCCAAAGGCAAGCCCUAGUGCAUCCAUCCCGGACCGGUUGAAGCCGGCCUCCAGUCCGUGGGAGGCCGGCAUGCUGGCAUGGCAGGAUGGCGGGGCCAAGGCGGCCCCUUCUCACCACAAGAUUUCCUUCUCUGUCCUGGACAUCUUGGAUCCGCAAAAAUUCACGCGAGCUGCGUUCCCGCCGGUGCGUCUAGCUGCCCGGGAAGCCAAGAAAAGUUUAGCGGAGGUAGAAGCAGGGGAAGACGCCAGUCCCGAGUCUACGAUCAGGUCUCAGGAGACCCCUGGUGCCACGGGCCGAGGCACUGGCCCCGCGUCUCCCCUGGAAGACUCGGAAGCGGAAGAGGAGGAGGAAGCGGAGGACGCGGGGCGCGCGCAGCUGCGGGAGCGGCCGGAGCGCUGGCAGGGGGUUCACCAAGGCUCUCCAGAGGCCCGGGCGGUGGUGACUGGAGUCAGGGAGAGUGGCACCGACCGGCUGCCAACGUCCCCCGGCUCCCCCGGUUCCCCGCGGCCCCGGCGCCGACGAUCCGAGCCUAGCUGCGCCAAGCCACGGCGCGCGCGCACAGCCUUCACCUAUGAGCAGCUGGUGGCUCUGGAGAACAAGUUCCGAGCCACGCGCUACCUGUCGGUGUGCGAACGCCUGAACCUGGCUCUGUCGCUUAGCCUCACGGAGACGCAGGUCAAAAUCUGGUUCCAGAACCGAAGGACCAAGUGGAAGAAGCAGAACCCGGGGGCCGACGGCACGGUGCCGGCGGGGUGUGGUACGCCGCAGCCUGGAACACCCGGUGCGGUGGCGGGAGCCUGCGGCAGUGGCACCGGGAGCAGUCCUGGCCCCCAGGUUCCAGGCACUUUGCCCUUCCAGACUUUCCCCAGCUAUCCCUCGAGCAACGUCAUCUUUUCCCCUUCCUCCUUCCCGUUGGCGACAGCCGCCACGGGGAGUCCCUUCACUCCUUUUCUUGGGCCCUCCUACUUGACCCCUUUCUAUGUCCCGCACCUGUAAACCGGGUACUCCAACCGAAUCGGGAUUCCCGUGUGAUCAGUAUGGUGGUGUGGACCCCUGCAUCACAGAGGGGCACUGACCGCCCCCUCCUGGUGUGUUGGUGUCUUUGUGCCCCUUCCCUCCAGCCACCAGAGGGCGAGGAGAAGCCACCUGCUGGACUCCAAACCACACAGGCCACUGAGAAGUCAAGAAAGUGUCCAGACCAAGCUGACUUCAAGCCUUCCAGCUUCUGGACGUCGCUCUUCGCUUUCAUUCACUUCCAGGGCUCUGUUUUUAAAGGGCCUGGGUAGUCAAUACCAGGCUAAUAAGGGUUGCCAGGGUGGAGACCAGAGGGAGCCAAGAAUGUUCUGGGCACCAGCUACUAUCACCAAAGACUGAAUAUUUAAAGGUCCCAGUGCGUUCCGAGAAGAACUUUCCUUCCUGGUGGUGGAAUUGGCUCAACACAGUACUUCCUCUCACGUCCUGAACAAAGCUGGAGCCAGUUGGCCCCAAAGCAGAGGCAGCUAUCGAAUGGAUUUUCUAUUUUCAAGAUGCCUAACUCGGCAUUUCUAUAUCUUCAUUUGAGAUUCAGGCCUGAGCCAGUUACUGAUGCUAACAGACUACCUUGUUCUCUGUGUGCAGACUCUAGGUGUAUCAGGAAGUUGUUUAGCGUUGUGCCUAGACUGACGUGGAAAAGACACAACUCUGUGGCCUCGCAGGGUUUGAGAAUAGCGUGGUCAGACUACAGCAGUGCCCUACAUGCACAAAAAGGACAGUAAAGGGAUUGAUGACCCAAAGGCUAUGGUGAAGUCUGUGUGUGAGUUGUUGUGAUGUGCUCCUCUGUCCAUCCUACGCCUUCACAUGGACUUCCAAACUGACAAGUUGGAACAGAGCAAGAUCCACCAGCAGGCAUUACAGUCAGCCAUUUGACUACAUCUUUGAAAGCAUAAAUGUAACAUUUAAUAUACCCAAGAUUCUGACUUGGAAACAAUUCUUGUUCUAAACAGAUUUCUUGUUAUUGUUGUUCCUCCUAAUGACAGCGAACAAGCAAAAGUUGUAAGGGCCUGGGAAAGAAAUACCAAGUGGAAGGAGUUGUUGUGGAGGAAAAAACCCUUUUCACCAAUGGGCUCAAGGAUACAUAGGUUCUGACUGCUGCUUUCUUUAUUAAAACAAAGCAAAGGUAGUCUGUGAAGUUCCUUGGCUGGUUUUGUUUGAAAUACUAGUUUUCUGUGUUAUUUGGUCUUGUAGUCACGCCUCAGAGACCAGAUGACUCCAUCUGCCCUAUUUUGUGUUUCAUUUUUACUUUUUUGAUAGCUUGAGGCUAGCCAACACCUAAAUAAAUACUGUAUUCCUUACAAUUCCUUGGCAGCCUGUACCAUUAAAACUUAAACUUAAUGAUCAACAGCUUUAAGUUAAAAACACACACUGGAAUUAUGAACAUUAUAAUCUUGAAAUAAUUAACUUUAUUAUUAUGAGGAAUGAUAGAAAAUAUCCCCCCUUCCAACUUAAAGGAAGACUUCAUGUUCUGGGACUCUAAGAUUUGUGAGUUUGGAUUAUUUCAUUGUGUAUUUGGUAAUUAGACUCUUUCCCUUCUAUUCUGAAGAAUAAUGCCCCCAAACACUGCAUCGGCAAAGGACUGUUGGUGCCAGAUGAGAUUAGAAAUGAAGAUGCUACAGCAGGGAGUAUAAUUUUAUUCACCGUACAUGCUGGUGAAACAGUCCCCCAGUGACCACUUGCCCUCGACAGCAGCAUCCCAUGUCUGUGAACAGAUACUGCAAAUGCUCAAAGAUAAGAUCUGAACAAAGAGGUCCAGUUUUUGCACUAAGUGGGAAACAUUUCACUCCGGCCCUUCCAGGGGUCAGAACCAUAGACUUCAGAGGAAGUAGAGACUUAGCCUUGUCCUGUUGCCCAAAAUCCUUCCUCAUACCACACACUGUCAGAGGGAUGUCUGAAGUAUGUGACUUUGGACUUCUUAAAAGGCCCAGUAAUGUUCCAACCGACUCCUUAGACUUGUUUUUAUUGAUGUGUUGGCCUAAUAAAUUCUUUUUGUAAUCA
Messenger RNA from Myodes glareolus (Bank vole), 3328 nucleotides. It is a transcript of the gene Nkx1-2, whose product is annotated as NK1 homeobox 2. Lineage: Eukaryota; Metazoa; Chordata; Mammalia; Rodentia; Cricetidae. The record is from RefSeq and is a predicted model, not a curated record. Gene Ontology annotation, cellular component: nucleus. Gene Ontology annotation, molecular function: DNA-binding transcription factor activity, RNA polymerase II-specific; RNA polymerase II cis-regulatory region sequence-specific DNA binding. Gene Ontology annotation, biological process: regulation of transcription by RNA polymerase II; cell differentiation.